Messenger RNA from Desarmillaria tabescens, 1206 nucleotides. Its product is annotated as cytochrome P450. Gene Ontology annotation, molecular function: iron ion binding; oxidoreductase activity, acting on paired donors, with incorporation or reduction of molecular oxygen; heme binding. Lineage: Eukaryota; Fungi; Basidiomycota; Agaricomycetes; Agaricales; Physalacriaceae. The coding region runs from base 1 to 1206 and encodes 401 amino acids. The record is from RefSeq and is a predicted model, not a curated record. The transcript is spliced from 12 exons.
AUGGAGAAGGGUGGUAUCCAUACACCGGACAGACCAAGGGCUAUCGCCGCCUCUGAGAUAUUCUCUGGAGGUCUGAGGUCUAUUCUGCUGAAUUAUACACCAAGGUGGAGAACUUUGAGUAGGGCAUUCCGUGCGCACUUAAAGACCAAUAAGGCAGCGGCAUAUGAACCUAUACAGCUCCGUCACGUGAAGAAACUGAUUCUUAAUGUCCUUGACCAGCCGAAGAAGUUUACAGAAUAUGCAGCAUCUGUGAUUCUUACUCUGACCUACGGGAAAACGACACCUACGACAUUCGAUGAUCCUGAUCUUCAACAAAUGACUCGAGAGGCAAAACGGCUUCGAAUGACAAAUAGCCCAGGAGCUUACCUUGUGGAUACGUUUCCCGUUCUUCGAUGGGUUCCUGGGUAUCUUGCGGAGCUUAAGAGGUGGCAUCAAGAUUCGCUUGCGUUAUGUCGUAGGUGUUUGGGGUAUGUUCGGACUAGGAUGGAUGCUGGGGAAGAGGUACCGGCUUGUUUUGGGAAGGAUAUCUUGGAUAAUAAGAAGCUGUCGUUUGACCAAGCGGCGUAUCAUGCUGGUUCGAUGUUUUGGGGCAGGAUUGAAUACACCGGGUCUGCAAUAAUCUUCGUUAUCAUGGCAGCUGCCUGCUUUCCUCAUUCUGCGAAAGUUGUACAAAGAGAAAUCGAUGAAGUGAUUCCUCGCGAUCGAUGUCCGACGUUUGAGGAUAGGGAGCGCCUCCCCCAGGUCAUGGCGUUUGUCUUCGAAUGUUUUAGGUGGCGACCGUUGUUCCCAAGUGGAAUUGCACAUGCCGCUUCUCCGGAUUUUAUUUGGCAAGGCUAUGUGAUUCCCAAAGGUGCCACUAUUAUCGCAUCGCCUUGGUCCAUAUUCCGUACUCCUGAUGUCUUUCCCAACCCCGAAGUGUUUGAUCCUCAAAGAUGGAUCCUCGACGGUAAAUUGAGGGACGAUAUCAAGCAAUCUGUUUUUGGAUUUGGUCGGAGAGUUUGUCCGGGAUCACGCGUUGCGAAUAGGUCGCUGUUCAUUAAUACGGCGCUUCUUUUAUGGGCUUUUAAUAUUGUUGCCAAUGAGAAGAUUGACUCGAUGGCGUUUGCUGAUGAACUGGGGAUGCAUCCUGGAAGUUUUGGGGUACGCUUUGAUCUGCGGCUGGGGAAAGAGAAAGAGGCUUGGGUCAGGUCGUUGAUGGUCGACUGA